AUUCUCCCCUUUUCCAGUGUAAACUCGCCUGUCGCACACUGCAAAGGAAGCUAAAGACAGUUUUAUAAGCUUCUUUACUUCCAUAACCCACAUGGAAUAUACGGAAGGGUGCGAAUCGGCCGGGAAGUGAGAGUAGUGUGUCUGUGUGUAGUUUAUGAAUCAAGUACUUGUCCAAACAAACACAUCUCCAAGGAUCAGCUUUAUGGAAUUUGGGGGAAAUGCCUAUGUCUGUUUUGAAAACUAUGAAUUUCCCACAGAAACUGAGAGAGAUAAAGUUUCUUGGAAUCCAGUAAGGGUGUUUUGCCAUCAUUACAAGCUCCUUUAGUCACAAAGAAGUCAAGUCUCAUGCAGCGGGUAGAAGUAGAAUGACGUCUACAAAGAUAUUUUCUCUACUGUGUCCAAAAUCAGAACUUCAGCUUCAUGUAACUCUCCAGUGUGGUCAGUCAUUCCGGUGGCGAGAAAUCAGCCCAGGGAAGUGGCAAGGAGUCAUAGGGCAUAAGGUGUGGACCCUCACCCAAGAUGAGUCUCACAUACAUUACUCCACUUACCCAAAGACAAGUGAUGAUGAAGUAUGCACCAACCCAAAAGCAAAACAAAAGACAAAGAGAACAAAUAAAAUAGAUGUUGGACAAGAGAAAUCAGAAGCUGUACUUAAAGAUUAUUUUCGAUUAGAUUUUUCCCUUGAAAAGUUGUACAGUGACUGGAAAAAGGCAGAUUUGAAUUUUAGAUUGCUGUGCCAUGAAUUUGCAGGUGUUCGCAUGCUGAAUCAAGACCCAGUUGAAAAUGUAUUCUCAUUUAUUUGUUCUUCAAACAAUAACAUCAAAAGAAUUUCCAUGCUUGUGGAGCGACUGUGUCAGCUGUAUGGCACAAAGAUUAGCACCCUUGAUGGCACUACCUGGCACUCCUUUCCGACAGUAUCUUCACUGGCAGCUGAAGGGGUGGAAGAGACACUUCGGGCACAAGGCUUUGGUUACAGAGCCAAAUUCAUCCACAAAUCUGCUCAGAUGAUAAUGGAGAGAGGGGGUGAGGCUUGGCUUCACUCUCUGAGAUCAUUGUCAUAUGAAGAUUGUCAUGCUGAGUUGAUGAGCCUCCAUGGUAUCGGUGCAAAAGUGAGUGACUGUAUCUGCCUGAUGUCCAUGGGCCACCUGAGUGCCAUCCCGGUAGACACACAUGUGUUCCAGAUCGCAGCAAAGGACUACUUGCCUCACCUACGUUCCUGCAAAACUCUCACACAGAAAGUGUACUGUGAAAUAGGUGAUCAUUUUCGCAAGGUGUUUGGUGAAUAUGCUGGAUGGGCACAUUCUGUCUUGUUUAGUGCAGAUCUGAAGAGAUUUGAAAACUUGAAGUCUCAAGGUAAUCAUCCAUCACAAGAUAAGCAGGCAAAAAGGCAGAAGAUCAAACAUAAUUGUGCAAAAUAGAGGCUGAUGUGAUUACUGUACAAUCCAGCCUUCAUUUGAACAGUGCUAAGUAUAUUUCAGGAAUGAGAAAAAGUCAGCUUGUACUGGACCACUGCCAUAUGCAUUACAUAAUCAUAUUCCUCAUGAACAGUACAAAUAUGGUGUGUACUUGUAUGUAUCAAGACACAUUCAUAAUACUUAUAUGGUUAAUCCUUUGAUUGCUAGUAACACACUUAUUACUUCUUUUGAAUUACUUCAGAAAAUAAAACAAAAGGAACUAGAAGAUUUGAACUGCUCCAUCAUUCAUUCCUUGUGGUAUUGGUGGUGUCUCUUGAUACUAUACUUCUAAUUUGCAACAUUUUAUUUAAUUUGAGGAAAUAUCAUAGCAAUUUAAGAGUUAGUAACUUGUGAAAUAUCAUGGAACUGCUAGAUGUGAGUGCAUUUGGCAGUAUCAGGCAUAAAAGUUGGACUUAAGAAUGACAAAAAGCUCUCAGUCAAUAGUUAUGAUAACAAACAUAUUUUAUCUACUGAUCAUUAUAUUUCUCAUUAUGCCUUUAUUUUGAGAGAAUAGUUGUAAAACAUUUAUUUUUAUUUAAGUUAAUUAUAGAAUCUUGUUAGGUGAAUCUUCAUGACUUUUUUCAGAAAAUUGGUUGUGGAUGUUCAGUGAUCAUAAGUCAGAGUAAUGAGAACAGGAAUGAUUAUAAAUAGUUGCUGAAAUAUCUGAAGACUGUAAUUUAAGGAAGAUCAAUAAAUGGAACUUUUUAAAGA
This is a messenger RNA of Scylla paramamosain (green mud crab), 2165 nucleotides long. It is a transcript of the gene Ogg1, whose product is annotated as N-glycosylase/DNA lyase-like. The record is from RefSeq and is a predicted model, not a curated record. The coding region runs from base 366 to 1418 and encodes 350 amino acids. Gene Ontology annotation, molecular function: damaged DNA binding; 8-oxo-7,8-dihydroguanine DNA N-glycosylase activity. Gene Ontology annotation, biological process: base-excision repair; base-excision repair, AP site formation; nucleotide-excision repair. NCBI's taxonomy places the organism in Eukaryota, Metazoa, Arthropoda, Malacostraca, Decapoda, Portunidae. Gene Ontology annotation, cellular component: nucleus. The transcript is spliced from 8 exons.